AUGGCGUCAAAAUUCAAGCAUCCGGGUUCAGCCAAAGGUUCAGCCAAAGACCGCCUCUUCAAGUCCGAAGUUAUUCACAAAGAGGAGAAGAAAUCGUGUAAACGUUGCUGUACUCUCAACGACAUUAAGCUUGUCAAAAGAAAAGACAGACCUAACAAUGUCCCUCACAUACAUUACGGAACCCUUGGAUCUGCAGAUCAAGUGAUGAAAGAUGCCACAUUGAGAGAUAAGUGGGCGCGGAAAGAGAAGAUUAUUUGUUUCGAAACUGAGGCUGCCGUUCUUGGUGAGAUAAAGGCAAAUAUCGAGACAAUAAGAUACAAUUUCGACAGGAAGGAGGACUUGGACAUUUUUAAUUGGCUCACCCCCGUCAACUAUGGCUCUCCGCAAAGCGACAAUCUUCGGAGACGACAGGCAGGAACCUGCCAAUGGUUCCUCGAUUCUGCUGAGUACCAGACUUGGUUAAACGCAGAUAAGGAGACAUUAUUCUGCCCCGGGAUUCCCGGAGCUGGGAAGACAGUUCUUACAGCAAUUGUGGUCAACGACCUCCACAAUAGAUUCCAAAGUGAUACCAGUGUCGGCAUAGCAUACAUUUACUGCAACUUCCGACAAUGGACCGAACAUAACUUUGAGCACUUUCUCGCAACUUUGUUGAAGCAGUUGAUUCAAGAGCGGUGUUCCCUGCCAGACAGUGUGAAAACCCUCUACCAUAACCACAGCAAUAAACAGACGAGACCAUCAUUCAGCGAGAUCUCGCAAGUUCUCCACUCAGUCUCUGCCAUGUAUUUGAGAUUAUUUAUUAUCGUCGAUGCACUUGACGAAUGUCAAGUAUUUGAUGGCUGCCAGGCUAAACUCCUAUCUGAGAUUUUUAGCCUCCAAAACGAGUGCGGAGCAAACAUCUCCGUGACUUCAAGAUAUGUUCCAGAGGUUAUGAGGAAGUUCGAAGUAAACACAUCGAUAGAGAUUCGUGCAAGCGAUCAUGAUGUGCGGAAAUAUCUAGACGGCAAUUUGUCCCAGCUUCCAGCCUUUGUGACCAACAGCCCAGAACUUCAGGAAGAAGUCAAGACUGAGAUUGUUAGGGCGGUUGAUGGAAUGUUCUUACUCCCACAACCUCAUCUUCGCUCAUUGGCUGGGAAGACAUCGCCUAAAUCCCUCAGAACCAGCUUGAAAGCGCUACCGACUGGAACUGAUGCGUAUGAUCUUGCUUACGAACAAGCGAUUCAACGUAUUGAAGGACAGUAUAAGGAGCAGAAAGAACUUGCAAUGAAAGUUAUAUCGUGGAUCACCUGUGCAAAGAGGCCUUUGACUACUUUUGAACUUCAGGAGGCACUUGCAGUGGAAUUCGGCAUGAGUGGGAUUGAUAGAGAUAACUUCUCACCAAUUGACCUUAUGGUUUCGGUAUGUGCUGGAUUAGUCACAGUCGACGAAGCAAGCUGCAUCAUUCGGCUAGUCCAUUAUACGACGCAAGAAUAUAUGGAGCAAACGCAGAAACACCGGUUUCCGGAAGCAGAGGCCGAUAUUACAAAAGUCUGUGUUAUAUACCUGUCGUUCAACGUCUUUGAGAGCGGGUUUUGUCAAACGAGAGACGAGUUUUGCGAUUGGCUAGAGUUGAAUAGACUCUUUGAUUACGCUGCACAAAAUUGGGGACAUCAUGCUUGUAUGUUGUCGAUUGAAGGGGACGAAUUUAUUCUGGAAUUUCUUCAGAACGAGUCGAAAGUUUCCGCCUGCACCCAGGCCAUGCUAGCUUCCAAGAUGGACUAUUGGAAUGACACUGAAACCCACAUGACGGGACUCCACGUUGCGGCAUACUUUGGACUUGGACUGUCAACGGCGGCCCUAUUCGAUAGGCAAUAUAGUCCGAGUUCCAAGGACGUGGGCGAUCGGACACCGCUACAUUACGCUGCAGAGAACGGGCACCAGGAGGUGGUGAAGCUGCUGCUCGACAAGGGUGCCGAUGCCAACGUUGAGGACAACUACCGUAACCUGACACUACUACACUAUGCCGUGGAGAAGGGGCAUCAAGGGGUGUUGAAGCUACUGCUCGACAAGGGGCCAAUCCCAAUGGCAGCACUCCUGCUAGAAACUCGCAUACACCACUCCACUUUGCUGUGGAGAACGGGCACCAGAAGAUGGUGA
Molecule: messenger RNA, 2133 nt
Organism: Penicillium cataractarum
Lineage: Eukaryota; Fungi; Ascomycota; Eurotiomycetes; Eurotiales; Aspergillaceae
Product: ankyrin repeat domain-containing protein
Exons: 3
Coding region: 1-2133 (710 amino acids)
Biological process (GO): nucleoside metabolic process
Molecular function (GO): protein binding; ATP hydrolysis activity
Source: RefSeq, a predicted model, not a curated record